This is a messenger RNA of Macrobrachium nipponense, 679 nucleotides long. RefSeq lists its product as uncharacterized. The record is from RefSeq and is a predicted model, not a curated record. Lineage: Eukaryota; Metazoa; Arthropoda; Malacostraca; Decapoda; Palaemonidae.
UAAUUUUGUAUUAAUUUUAGGAAAGAUGACAAAGUUGCUGUGUUCAACAGAAUGAAAGAAAUCUUAAGUGAAUAUGGAAAACUGGUGGACUCUCAGAGUGAUGGUCUUAAUAAUUAUGCAGAACCCAUUCUUAGUUUGUUUGGUAAUAACAAAAAUGAAAGCAAGAAAUGGAAGUGCAGCUUGACAGCAGCUCACAUUGAAAAAGAAUAUGCUGAUGGUGAGGAUGACUCAUCUGCAGCCCUCAGGCAAGACUAUGGGAUAUUUGCUGAGUUCCUUAAUGAUGUGGAAGACAGGAGUUCCCCUAAAUUUGUAAAGGAAGUUCCACCUUUCAAAAAUAUGAAUACCUGUGUAUCUUCAAAGGUAAUUGAAGAUACAAAUUGGCCUACAAAGUCUGAUUUUUACAAUGACAGUGCAGAUAUCGGCAAAAAACAGGAACCACAUUUUUUGUUGAGUGAAAGAAACCAGAAAGUAGAAUAUGAAAAUUAUCUUUUUGAAGACUCAAACAUCACAUCAAGCCAAGGUGCGACCAGUGGCUGCAAAAGAGGACAGUAUCCUUGGAAUAAAAUAGGCGUUUCAAACAACAGGAGAGGUGUAGCAGCAGUACGUUCUUCCCAUGGCGCAAGUAAUAAUUUCCACUCAGGAGGAAAUAAUGCGACUUAUGAAAACUUAAGAAACUCUG